Molecule: messenger RNA, 324 nt
Organism: Emiliania huxleyi CCMP1516
Lineage: Eukaryota; Haptophyta; Isochrysidales; Noelaerhabdaceae
Exons: 2
Coding region: 1-324 (107 amino acids)
Source: RefSeq, a predicted model, not a curated record
AUGUCGCUGAUCGCGGACAUUCAAGUGGUGCCCAGCCCCACUGGCACCGAGGCGGACUGCUUCAAGCACGUCAACGCCGCCAUCGCCGUGAUCACAGCCUCGGGACUCAAGCACUCGGUCGGCGCCCUCGGCACCACAGUCGAGGGACGCGCGGACGCUGUUUGGAGGGUGGCGCGCGAGGCGUUUGACGCGUGCCUGAAGAGCGGCGCUGAGAAGGAGCUCAUGUACCUCAAGCUCUACCGCGGCGACCACACCUCGCCAACCCGAACCCCGACCGCGCGUCUCGCGACCGCACCUCCGCCUCGCGCCCCGCCUCUGGGAUGA